UGCGCUUAGGUGGGGAGGGUCUUGGGGGAGGAUCCAGCCCCUGGUACUAGGCAGGACUGCUUCAGUAGGGCCCCCACCCCACCCCAGUCCGGCUGCUUCUCGCACACCCUUCAUCUUUUCACUAAGUCCAAUUCCUUCAGCGGGCUGCUCCCUCCUCCAGGGCAAUGGCAUCACAGCUGGAAAGCGCCAUGGAAGGCCUCAUUACCGUCUUCCAUAACUACUCAGGCAAGGAGGGUGACAAAUACAAGCUGAGCAAAAAGGAGCUGAAGGAGCUACUGCAGAACGAGCUGAGCAUGUUCCUGGAGAACCAGAGAGACACGAGCGUCGUGGACGGCAUCAUGCACGACUUGGAUGAGAACGGUGACGGGGAGGUGGACUUCCCGGAGUUUGUGACCCUGGUGGCAGGCCUGACCGUGGUUUGCAACGAAUUUUUCUGCGAGGCCACAUGAAGAGUUUGAAGGAGGCUGCCGGCAGGCCCGAUUCGGGAGCCGCUGCAUCACAGAGUCCCGGCCAUACCUUGCCAUCUCCCACCCAGGCCGCCUGCUAGCCCUGCAGCUUUCCCCUACCGUUCGGCACAAAGUGACCGCCUUGAGGUCCCCCCAUAAUCAACCAUUGUGACAGCACUGCUUAUUAAAGCCACUUUAUCUGCCCUC
This is a messenger RNA of Sphaerodactylus townsendi, 653 nucleotides long. RefSeq names its product S100 calcium binding protein A1 (gene S100A1). The record is from RefSeq and is a predicted model, not a curated record. The transcript has 3 exons. Bases 165 to 449 code for a protein of 94 amino acids. NCBI's taxonomy places the organism in Eukaryota, Metazoa, Chordata, Lepidosauria, Squamata, Sphaerodactylidae. Gene Ontology annotation, molecular function: calcium ion binding.